Messenger RNA from Podospora anserina S mat+, 276 nucleotides. RefSeq lists its product as uncharacterized. Gene Ontology annotation, molecular function: SNAP receptor activity; syntaxin binding. The transcript has 2 exons. Bases 1 to 276 code for a protein of 91 amino acids. Gene Ontology annotation, biological process: vesicle-mediated transport; vesicle fusion. The record is from RefSeq and is a predicted model, not a curated record. Gene Ontology annotation, cellular component: plasma membrane; SNARE complex. Lineage: Eukaryota; Fungi; Ascomycota; Sordariomycetes; Sordariales; Podosporaceae.
AUGUCUUCCGAGCCGUAUGACCCUUAUAUCCCCGCCGGCCAGCAGGGCUCGUCGCAGGAUCCCGGCAAUGCCAGGACGCAAGCUUUGAAGCAGCAAAUCGACGAGACUGUCGAUGUCAUGCGCAAGAAUGUCAACAAGGUCGCCGAGCGUGGUGAGCACCUUGAUAGUCUCCAGAACAAGACCGACGAUUUGGCCAUGUCCGCACAAAAUUUCCGCCGUGGUGCCAACCAAGUCCGCAAGAAGAUGUGGUGGAAGGUAUGGAUACUUCAAGUCUGA